CAGCUGAAAAUUUGUCAACAAUAGUUUAAUUUGACCAAACGAAUUGAAGCGUUACCUAGUGUAAGAGACCUUUACCGAAUAUAAUUCGGCCUUUGGGUAUUUUUCAAGCUGCCAUCAUUAGCAUUUUAGAACAUUGUCAAAAUGAAUGUGACACUUGCUGUCAAGCAGUAUAUCUCCAAAAUGAUAGAAAACAGCGGACCAGGAAUGAAGGUUCUGCUCAUGGAUAAAGAGACGGUAAGUAAUGUAGCUAGAAUGGUUACAAUGUAGUGGUUCUAACGAUGUACAGUGGUUACAAUGUAUCAGGUUACUUUAGUUGAUAUGCAUUUUCUAUCAGAGACAGACACAUUGAAGGAAAAUAACCUUGAAUUAUUCAACAAUUCCUGAGAAAUGUUAAUAAUAUAGAUAGGAGAACCAAGUUUUUGAUAAUGUCAUACUGUCAGCAGCUACUUCCAUUGGAAGAUGCAUAGGAAAAACAGAGGUGGAUACAAAAAUGUGGAUAGGCCUGCAUAAUCUGGACUCAAGACCAUAUUCAGGACUGUAACCUUUCAGCUGUCACAAACAGUCACUGAAGGAAAAUAAUGAAUCUCAUUCAUCUCUCAGCAAAAUCUCUGGCUCAUGUAGAAGGGAAUUUACUGCAUCACAUGCCUAUUUUUUUGUGUUUGUCUCAUCAGACCAGCAUCGUCAGUAUGGUCUACACUCAAUCUGAGAUCCUACAGAAGGAGGUCUACCUGUUCGAAAGAAUCGACUCACAGAAUCGAGAGAACAUGAAGCACCUCAAAGCCAUCUGCUUCCUCAGGCCAACCAAGGUGCCCCAGUCACUGUAUACACAUUGUAGUCAGCCUUUGCUCUGCAAGUAUGAAAAAAAUGUAUGCACUCACUAACUGUAAGUCGCUCUGGAUAAAAUCGUCUGCUAAAUUACUAAAAUGUAAAAUUAAAGGUCCAAUGCAUCUGUUUUUAUCUCCAUAUCAAAUAAUAUCUGGGUAACAAUUAAGUAACUUACUGUGAUUGUUUUCAAUGAAAAUGGAAAAAAAUAAUUUAAAAAAAUAGCUUCUUACCAUAUUCUCAAGCAGGGCAAUUUAUCAAGCAUGAAUUUUGCUUGGACUGUCUCAGUGGUCUGAGUGGGGAGGGGAAAACUGAAAAUGAGCUGUUAUUGGCAGAGAGGUUUGGAACUUUCUUAUUGGUCUAUUAACUAAUUUACUGCAUGAUGAUGUCACCAUGGAAGGCCAAAACUCCAUCCCACCAAAACAGACAGGUGGUCUUUUCAAACAGCUCUUACACUAAAUGGGAUCAUCAUCUUUUUCACAAUUUCACAGUAUUAUUCCAACCUCAUAGUGUGGAAACACAGGAAAAUCAUGUUUUUGACUGCACUGGGACUUUAAGACUUUGUAUUCUACACACUCUGUAUCUACUGGAUUGUGUCCAUCCACAACUGUAUGAAUGCAUAUUUCAACUGCUUCAUUGUACCUAUACCGAAUGUACACUGUGCAUAUUGCAUUGCAUCCACACACUAUGCACUAUUUGGAGGCAAAGGACUUUAGUCGUGGUCAGUUUUGGAUUUGUAUGACACCCCUGACUUUCUCUCUGCCCUCUUUAUAGGAGAAUGUGGAAAAUCUGAUACAGGAGCUCCGGCGACCCAAGUACAGUGUCUACUUCAUCUGUAAGGACUUCUGCACUCUUGUUCAAAUCAUAUGGUUCACUGUUCUGAUUCUUGUGCAUGUUUUUAGAUCAAAUACAGAUAACAAGGACUAAGAUUUUAUGUCCCUGGAUUGUUUAUAUGGUUUAGACCUAUAGACUCAAAAUUGAUUGCCCAUGCAUCAACAGUGAAUUUUGACAACUCAGCAAUUUCAUGGUGACGGCAGUUUCCCAUACAGAAAAAGUAUAUAUUGACACAUAUUUUAACUACAUGUAUGUAAAUUACAGAUAUCUCAAUAUUUAAAUAUUAUAUUAUAUUAUAAACCACAAUUGAGUUGUGUUAUAACAGGGGGGGGCAAACACUUUUUCACACAGGGCCAUGUAGCUUUGGAUUUUGUUUUCCCUUAAUAAUAACAACCUUCAUUUCAAAACUGCAUUUUGUGUUUACUUGUGUUAUCUGUGACUAAUAUUUAAAUUUGUUUGAUGAUCUGAAACAUUUAAGUGUGACAAACAUGCAAACAAAUAACAAAUCAGAAAUCAGGAAGGGGGCAAACACUUUUUCACACCACUGUACAUUAGAGUGUCUAGUUUGAGAAACAGACGCCUCACAGGUCCUCAACUGGCAGCUUCAUUAAAUAUUACCCGUAAAACACCAGUCUAAACAUCAACAGUGAAGCGGCGACUCCAGGAUGCUGAACUUUUAGGCAGAGUUGCAAAGAAAAAGCCAAAUCUCAGACUGGCCAAUAAAAAGAAAAGAUUAAGAUGGGCAGUCUGAAAAAUGGCUUUUUCUGUAUGGGUGACAUCCUCCUCAUAAUCCUUUCUAGACUUCAGCAACGUCAUCAGUAAGAGUGAGAUAAAAGCCCUGGCCGAGGCAGAUGAACAGGAGGUGGUCGCAGAAGUGCAGGUAAAUUAACACUAACGGCAGUACUAUAGGACAGGAUCCAUCAGUUAGGUACCCAACAUUUCUUUUGUUUUCUUUUGUACUAUUCUGGGCUUUUCUUUUUAUUGUUUUUUGGUAGAAUUAUGAUCCAUAGGUUUUUCCUACUAGUCCUAAAUCAAAAUGUAUCAUUUAUAUUUCUAGUUAUAACUACUUUACAGUACAUGUGGUAUUGUACUAGCCAGGUAAUAGUAUACAUGAGUAUGUGAUAUCCUUUGACAUUUAAACUGGAAACUAAUAACUCAAUUUCUCUCUCAUAUGACUGCAGGAGUUCUAUGGAGACUUCAUUGCUGUGAACCCACACCUUUUCUCCCUCAACCUCAGUGGUGUGGCAAAGGUAAGACAUGCAAAUAUGCCAUGACGCUUUGGAUAUGUGACAAUUUAUAAAGUGGUUCAUUAUUCAUCUGCAUUGAUUUUAGAUUAACGUUUUAUAUUUGUCUCUGCAUAUGUCAUACUCCCUCUGUAUUUUGGAUAUAUUUAAAGAGUGCAUUCAUAUCUCAUACUGUGUGUGUGUGUGUGGUGUGUGUAUUGCAGGGUCGUAGCUGGGAGCCGACUCUCUUGCCACGUACCACCCAGGGUCUGACCUCGGUGCUGCUGGCCCUGAGGAAAUGUCCCAUGAUCCGCUACCAGCUGUCCUCAGACAUGGCCAAGCGACUGGGAGAGAGCGUGAAGGUAUUAAUAUCACAUGCACACCUAUCACACGCACACACACGCGCAAUCUCACUACCCAUCUCCUCCCCCAGCAAAUCAUCACCAAGGAGUAUGAGCUGUUUGACUUCAGGAAGACAGAGGUGCCUCCUCUCCUGCUCAUCUUGGACCGCAGCGAUGACGCCAUCACCCCACUACUCAACCAGGUCAGAACUAAGAGUCAGGGUGAUGACGCCAUUAUCCCACUACUCAACCAGGUCAGAACUAAGAGUCAGGGUGAUGACGCCAUCAUCCCACUACUCAACCAGGUCAGAACUAAGAGUCAGGGUGAUGACACCAUCACCCCACUACUCAACCAGGUCAGAACUAAGAGUCAGGGUGAUGCUCCAAAACUAAGUGAAACUAAGUGUUAUCUGAAUUUAUUUUUGGGAACUAUUAGUCAGAAAAUGGGGUGGUGCACAAUUGGCCCAGCUACGUCCAGGGUAGGGGAGGGAAUGGCCGGCAGGGAUGUAGCUCAGUUGGUAGUGCAUGGCGUUUGUAACGCCAGGGUUGUGGGUUCGAUUCCCACGGGGGCCAGUAUGAAAAAAAUAAAAUACAAAUAAUGUAUGCACUCACUAACUGUAAGUCGCUCUGGAUAAGAGCGUCUGCUAAAUGACUAAAAUCUAAAAUACAUUUCUAAGAUAAUCUACCUAGAUAAUAUAUGUUUGGUAUACAUGUUUUCUAGCCUGGGACCAGACUGAGCAUUUUAUCAGUCGGGAACCCAGGCUACAUUUCUACAAAAAGAUAGGCAAUGACCAGGUCAUUAUAGUCAUACUACAUACAGUGGCUUGCGAAAUAAUUCACUCCCUUUGGCAUUUUUCCUAUUUUGUUGCCUUAUAACCUGGAAUUAAAAUGGAGUUUUGUAUCAUUUGAUUUACACAACAUGCCUACCACUUUGAAGAUGCAAAAUAUUAUUUUCUGGUGAAACAAACAAGAAAUAAGACAAAAGAACUGAAAACUUGAGUGUGCAUAACUAUUCACCCCCCUGAAAGUCAAUACUUUGGAGAGCCACUUUUUGCAGCAAUUACAGCUGCAAGUCUCAUGGGGUAUGUCUAUAUAAACUUGGCACAUCUAGCCACUGGGAUUUUUGCCCAUUCUUCAAGGCAAAACUGCUCCAGCUCCUUCAAGUUGGAUGGGUUCCGCUGGUGUACAGCAAUCCUUAAGUCAUACCACAGAUUCUCAAUUGAAUUGAGGUCUGGGCUUUGACUAGGCCAUUCCAAGACAUUUAAAUGUUUCCCCUUAAACCACUCGAGUGAUGCUUUAGCAGUAUGCUUAGGGUCAUUGUCCUGCUGGAAGGUGAACCACCGUCCCAGUCUCAAAUCUCUGGAAGACUGAAACAGGUUUCCCUCAAGAAUUUCCCUGUAUUUAGCGCCAUCCAUAAUGCCUUCAAUUCUGACCAGUUUCCCAGUCCCUGCCGAUGAAAAACAUCCCCACAGCAUGAUGCUGCCACCACCAUGCUUCACUGUGGGGAUGGUGUUCUCGGGGUGAUGAGAGGUGUUGGGUUUGCGCCAGACAUAGCGUUUUCCUUGAUGGCCAAAAAGCUCAAUUUUAGUCUCAUCUGACCAGAGUACCUUCUUCCAUAUGUUUGGGGAGUCUCCCACAUGCCUUUUGGCGAACACCAAACUUGUUUGCUUAUUUUUUUCUUUUAGCAAUGGCUUUUUUCUGGCCACUCUUCCGUAAAGCCCAGCUCUGUGGAGUGCAUGGCUUAAAGUGGUCCUUUGGACAGAUACUCCAAUCUCCGCUGUGGAGCUUUUCAGAUCCUUCAGGGUUAUCUUUGGUCUCUUUGUUGGCUCUCUGAUUAAUGCCCUCCUUGCCUGGUCCGUGAGUUUUGGUGGGUGGCCCUCUCUUGGCAGGUUUGUUGUGGUGCCAUAUUCAUUCAAUUUUUUAAUAAUAGAUUUAUUGGUGCUCCGUGGAAUGUUCAAAGUUUCUGAUAUUUUUUUAUAACCCAACCCUGAUCUGUACUUCUUCCACAGCUUUGGCCCUGACCUGUUUGGAGAGCUCCUUGGUCUUCAUGGUGCCGCUUGCUUGGUGGUGCCCCUUGCUUAGUGGUGUUGCAAACUCUGGGGCCUUUCAGAACAGGUGUAUAUAUAUACUUAGAUCAUGUGACAGAUCAUGUGACACUUAGAUUGCACACAGGUGGACUUUAUUUAACUAAUUGUGUGACUUCUGAAGGUAAUUGGUUGCACCAGAUCUUAUUUAGGGGCUUCAUAGCAAAGGGGGUGAAUACGUAUGCACGCACCAGUUUUCCGUUAUUUAUUUUUUAGUAUUUUUUUAAACAAGUUAUUUUUUUCAUUUCACUUCACCAAUUUGGACUAUUUUGUGUAUGUCCAUUACAUGAAAUCCAAAUAAAAAUCAAUUUAAAUUACAGGUUGUAAUGCAACAAAAUAGGAAAACCGCCAAGGGGGAUGAAUACAAGUCACAUACAGUAUAUUCACAUCAUUCUGAUGUGUACUGCAGCCUCUGAUCACUUGGGGGCAGCAGAGUCUUAUACUUACAUUUACCAAGCCUGCAACUUGUACUGUAAACUAGGUCAUGUACUCAAGGCCCUUUGUGUCACAGGUACAUUUGAGUCAUUUAGCAGACGCUCUUAUCCAGAGCGACUUACAGGAGCAAUUAGGGUUAAGUGCCUUGCUCAAGGGCACAUCGACAGAUUUUUCACCUAGUCGGCUCGGGGAUUAGAACCAGCGACCUUUCAGUUACUGGCACAACGCUCUUAACCACUAAGCUACCUGCCGCCCUAAUGCACCAAUCUUUAGCGCACAUUAGACAAGCUAAUGAAUUGGUAAAAACCACAUACACUCUUCAUCGCUGAAUGAAAUUAGAGAUGACCUUACCUUUAUUUUGUAGGUUUAAUUGUUUUGGUUUAAUUGUUUGUUGCCGUGCUCCCUCUAGUGGACGUACCAGGCCAUGGUGCACGAGCUGCUUGGCCUCAACAACAACCGCAUUGACCUGUCCCGAGUCCCAGGGAUCAGCAAGGACCUGAAGGAGGUGGUGCUGUCUGCAGAGAACGAUGAGUUCUAUGCCAAUGUGAGUCCCAGUCUCUAGGCCUGGUUCCAAUUCUGCACAAAAGUGCCCUUUGGCUUUGAAACGGUCCAAUUGGGCCGGCUGGCAUCUAGCCUAGAGAAGGGUUCCCCAACUGGCGACCCACGGGCCAAAUUUAUUUUCUUAAUGUUGGACAUAAAAAACACUAGUAUUUUAGCGGAAAGUGAUUUUAAUUUUGGAAAUCUGUUCCAAAGUAUUCCCAUGCAUAAUAGAGAGAUAUGUGAUCGUAUACAACUGUAAGCAAGGCUUGAAAUUAUUAUGUUUUAGUCAAAUGUUAUAUCUAUUUGGGCUUCUUGUGGUCAAUUUGCAGUACACACAUUUUUUUGAAAUUAUGUUCCGGCCCCCUGACCAUCCACUCAAGAAAAACUCGGUUUGCGGCUUAAUCGAGCUGAUGAUCCCUGGCCUAAAGGUUAGGACGGCUGGCCAGCAACCCUCUGUAAGAAGACUCUGAAGGAAAAAAUCUGAUGGAGUGUGUAGCGGCCGGUCAAUGAGGGAAGGUUAAAGAAUUCCAACAGGGCCAGACGUUGGCUGACAACUUCCAAUUCACUCUCACAUUCUCUUAUUCAGAAUCUAUACCUGAACUUUGGAGAGAUCGGCACAAACAUCAAGAACCUGAUGGAGGACUUUCAGAAGAAGAAGCCCAAGGAGCAACAGAAGCUGGAGUCCAUCUCUGAUAUGAAGGUGAGAGCUGGGCACUGUUGUCCCACAGGAACUCAAUUUCCCAGCAUGUCCUGUAGGAGUUGCUCAUUUAGGACCACUAACACAUCUCAGCCUGGUUAAUAACCACUCGCAAUUAGAGAAAUGAUCUCUUAAUUCCAAUAAUGAUACAAACUAUAAAUAAUUGCUGCAAGUUUAAGACACUCUUUCUGUUUUCUUUCUUUCUGUUUUUCUCUGCAGGCGUUUGUGGACAACUACCCCCAGUUCAAAAAGAUGUCGGGCACAGUGUCGAAGCACGUGACUGUGGUGGGCGAGCUGUCUCGCCUGGUGAGCGAGAGGCACCUGAUGGAGGUGUCAGAGGUGGAGCAGGAGCUGGCCUGCCAGAAUGACCACUCAAGUGCAUCACAGGUAAGACUCUGCUCUGGGGUUAAAGGGAUACUUCAGGAUUUUGGCAAUGAGGUCCUUUAUUUACUCUGUGUCCAGUAUGAAGGAAGUUAGAGUUAGGUUUGCCAACCAAUGCUAACUAGCGUUAGCGCAAUGACUGGAAGUCUAUGGGUAUCUGCUAGCAUGCAGAGACAUAAAAAUGGCAUCCACAAGUUCAUCUGACUCUGGUGAAGUGGAUAAAGGGCCUCAUUGACAAAAUCCUGAAGUAUCCCUUUAAGGCCAAUUUUCACAAUUCAUACAGUAAAAUUCAAUUUGAUUCAGGUAUUGACCUUAAUCACCAUUUAGGAAUUGUGAAUUCGCCUUUUAUUUCGAAUUACAGUGCAUUUGGAAAGUAUUCAGAACCCUUGACUUUUUCCACAUUUUGUUGCGUUACAGCCUUAUUCUAAAAUUGAUUAAAUCGUUUUUUCCCCUCAUCAAUCUACACACAAUACCCCAUAAUGACAAAGCAAAAACAGGUUUUUAGAAAUUUUUGCAAAUGUAUUAAAAAUAAAACACUGACAUGACAUUUCCAUAAGUAUUGAGACCCUUUACUCAGUACUUUGAAGCACCUUUGGCAGCGAUUACAGCCUCGAGUCUUCUUGGGUAUGAUGCUACAAGCUUGGCACACCUGUUUUUGGGGAGUUUCUCACAUUCUUCUUUGCAGAUCCUCUCAAGCUCUUUCAGGUUGGAUGGGGAGCGUCACUGCUCAGCUAUUUUCAGGUCUAUCCAGAGAUGUUCGAUCGGGUUCAAGUCCGGGCUCUGGCUGCGCCACUCAAGGACAUUCAGAGACUUGUCCCAAAGUCACUCAUGCGUUGUCUUGGCUGUGUGCUUAGGGUCGUUGUCCUGUUGAAAGGUGAACCUUCGCCUCAGUCUGAGGUCUGUUCAUCUUUCCCUCGAUCCUGACUAGUUUCCCUGCCGCUGAAAAACAUCUCCACAGCAUGAUGCUGCCACCACCAUGCUUCACCGUAGAGGUGGUGCCAGGAUUCCUCCAGACGUGACGCUUGACAUUCAGGCCAAAUAAUUCAAUCUUGGUUUCAUCAGACCAGGGAAUCUUGUUUCUCAUGGUCUGAGAGUCCUUUAGGUGCCUUUUGGCAAACUCCAAGCGGGCUGUCAUGUGCCUUUUACUGAGGAGUGGCUUCCAUCUGGCCACUCUACCAUAAAGGCCUGAUUGGUGGAGUGCUGCAGAGAUGGUUGUCCUUCUGGAAGGUUCUCCCAUCUCCACUGAGGAACUCGUGAGCUCUAUCAGAGUGACCAUUGGGUUCUUGGUCACCUCCCUGACCAAGGCCCUUCUCCCCCGAUUGCUCAGUUUGGCCGGGCGGCCAGCUCUAUGAAGAGUCUUGGUGGUUCCAAACUUCUUCCAUUUAAGAACGAUGGAGGCCACUGUGUUCUUCGGGACCUUCAAUGCCGCAGAAAUGUUUUGGUACCCUUCCCCAAAUCUGUGCCUCAACACAAUCCUGUCUCGGAGCUCUACGGACAAUUCCUUCGACCUCAUGGCUUGGUUUUUGCUCUGACAUGCACUGUCAACUAUGGGACAUUAUAUAGACAGGUGUGUGCCUUUCCAAAUAAUGUCCAAUCAAUUUAAUUUACCACAGGUGGACUCCAAUCAAGUUGUAGAAAUAUCUCAAGGAUGAUCAAUGGAAACAGGAUGCACCUGAGCUCAAUUUCGAGUCUCAUAGCAAAGGGUCUGACUACUUAUGUAAAUAAGGUAUUUCUGUUUUUAAUUUUUUUUAUAUUUGCAAACAUUUCUGAAAACCUGUUUUCGCUUUGUCAUUAUGGGGUAUUGUGUGUAGAUUGAUGAGGGGGAAAAAUCAUUUAAUCCAUUUUAGAAUAAGGCUGUAACGUAACAAAGUGGAAAAUGUGAAGGGGUCUGGAGACUUUCCGAAUGCACUGUAUUUUAUUUUUCAAUUUACCGGUAGGAAACACAUUUCUAUUAUUACCAAUAGAAUUUCCUGAAUUACCAAUAUAAUUUCCUGAAUUGGCUGUUGAAAUUAAUCAACACUCCAACCCAGCUCUGUAGUGACUUGGUGCCUGAGACUGACUAGAAUCACACUACUAGAUACUGUAUGUAGAUGAAACACAAGUCAAAUAUGAACCAGGCAGAGGCUAGACAUUGACCAGACACAGGCCUGAAAUAGACAUGACAUGUGGUAGUCAGGUAGACAAAGAGCAGGAACAAGACAGAACUGCCCAAUAUGUACAGUGAGGGAAAAAAGUAUUUGAUCCCCUGCUGAUUUUGUACGUUUGUCCACUGACAAAGAAAUGAUCAGUCUAUAAUUUUAAUGGUAGGUUUAUUUUAACAGUGAGAGACAGAAUAACAACAAAAACAUCCAGAAAAACGCAUGUCAAAAAUUUUAUAAAUUGGUUUGCAUUUUAAUGAGGGAAAUAAGUAUUUGACCCCCUCUCAAUCAGAAAGAUUUCUGGGUCCCAGGUGUCUUUUAUACAGGUAACGAGCUGAAAUUAGGAGCACACUCUUAAAGGGCGUGCUCCUAAUCUCAGCUUGUUACCUGUAUAAAAGACACCUGUCCACAGAAGCAAUCAAUCAAUCAGAUUCCAAACUCUCCACCAUGGCCAAGACCAAAGAGCUCUCCAAGGAUGUCAGGGACAAGAUUGUAGACCUACACAAGGCUGGAAUGGGCUUCAAGACCAUCGCCAAGCAGCUUGGUGAGAAGGUGACAACAGUUGGUGCGAUUAUUCGCAAACGGAAGAAACACAAAAUAACUGUCAAUCUCCCUCGGCCUGGGGCUCCAUGCAAGAUCUCACCUCGUGGAGUUGCAAUGAUCAUGAGAACAGUGAGGAAUCAGCCCAGAACUACACGGGAGGAUCUUGUCAAUGAUCUCAAGGCAGCUGGGACCAUAGUCACCAAGAAAACAAUUGGUAACACACUACGCCGUGAAGGACUGAAAUCCUGCAGCGCCUGCAAGGUCCCCCUGCUCAAGAAAGCACAUAUACAGGGCCGUCUGAAGUUUGCCAAUGAACAUCUGAAUGAUUCAGAGGAGAACUGGGUGAAAGUGUUGUGGACAGAUGAGACCAAAAUCGAGCUCUUUGGUAUCAACUCAACUCGCCGUGUUUGGAGAAGGAGGAAUGCUGCCUAUGACCCCAAGAACACCAUCCCCACCGUCAAACAUGGAGGUGGAAACAUUAUGCUUUGGGGGUGUUUUUCUGCUAAGGGGACAGGACAACUUCACCGCAUCAAAGGGACGAUGGACGGGGCCAUGUACCGUCAAAUCUUGGGUGAGAACCUCCUUCCCUCAGCCAGGGCAUUGAAAAUGGGUCGUGGAUGGGUAUUCUAGCAUGACAAUGACCCAAAACACACGGCCAAGGCAACAAAGGAGUGGCUCAAGAAGAAGCACAUUAAGUUCCUGGAGUGGCCUAGCCAGUCUCCAGACCUUAAUCCCAUAGAAAAUCUGUGGAGGGAGCUGAAGGUUCGAGUUGCCAAACGUCAGGCUCGAAACCUUAAUGACUUGGAGAAGAUCUGCAAAAAGGAGUGGAACAAAAUCCCUCCUGAGAUGUGUGCAAACCUGGUGGCCAACUACAAGAAACUUCUGACCUCUGUGAUUGCCAACAAGGGUUUUGCCACCAAGUACUAAGUCAUGUUUUGCAGAGGGGUCAAAUACUUAUUUCCCUCAUUAAAAUGCAAAUCAAUUUAUAACAUUUUUGACAUGCGUUUUUCUGGAUUUUGUUGUUGUUAUUCUGUCUCUCACUGUUCAAAUAAACCUACCAUUAAAAUUAUAGACUGAUCAUGUCUUUGUCAGUGGGCAAACGUACAAAUACUUUUUUCCCUCACUGUAAAUGUAGUAUCACUGUCAACAAUGCUUUAUUAUACCAUAACAUCAAUAGUUCACAUAAAAGCAUAAAAGAAUACACACAUUUUCUCUGUACUUUGUGUUGGUUGAGGAAGAAUACAGCCCACUGCUGUAUUGUAUAUUGACUUGGCCACUUAUAAUAAUAGUGACUUUCAGAAUUCACUAAAACACUGCACAUAGAAAUAAUAGUGAAGUAGCAUUGAAAAAGAAAUAAUUUAAGUCUGUAUUAAAGGCUAUGUAAAAUGUACUCCCUGUUUUUCCGCAGAACGUGCGUCGGCUGCUGCAGAACCCGCGGGUGAGCGAGCUGGACGCGGUGCGCCUGGUGAUGCUGUACGCACUGCGCUACGAGAGACACAGCAGCAGCAUCCUGCCGGGCCUCAUGGAGGAGCUCAACAGGAAGGGCGUGUCAGAGAGGCAUCGCAGGGUAAGGGAACAUUCUAUACUUUACCACUACCUGGCCCUUGGCAAUAUGAGGACUGUACCACUACCUGGCCCUUGGCAAUAUGAGGACUGUACCACUACCUGGCCCUUGGCAAUAUGAGGACUGUACCACCACCUGGCCCUUGGCAAUAUGAGGACUGUAUACUACCUGGCCUUUGGCAAUAUGAGGACUGUACCACUACCUGGCCCAUGGCAAUAUGAGGACUGUACCACUACCUGGCCUUUGGCAAUAUGAGGACUGUAUACUGUUGUUGUACUUAUAUUAUGUGGAGGAUGUUAUUAUUUUGGGAUUUGUCAAUGCCUCUGUGAGGAUAAAUAAAUAUACGUUCAACUCAACAAUGUACAUACAGUAUGCUUGAUGUAUCUGUCUCACCAAUCUAGACCAGGUUUGAAGAAUCAACGUAUGCCUUUAUCCUGUUUAACCGGCAUAUUUUACCUCAGAUGGUAACGUCCAUGGUGGAGUAUGGAGGGAAGAGGGUGAGAGGAAGUGACCUCAUCAACCCCCAAGAUGCAGUCGCCAUCACCAAACAGUUCUUCAAGGGGCUGAAGGUACACCAUUCUCUCCACAAUUUAGACAGAUACUCGCUGGAGUUGUGUCCAUCUCAACCAGAUUCUAAUAAAACACCUUUGUUUUGUGUGCGUGCGUGUCUCCAGGGAGUUGAGAAUGUGUACACGCAGCAUGCACCGUUACUGCAGGAGACCUUGGACCAGCUGAUCAAGGGGCGGCUGAAGGACAGUCAGUUCCCCUACUUAGGACCCAGCUCCCUUAGAGACAGGUAGGGUGAUGCACACACACACUUAAAGACACAACCUCAGACCCUACACCUGUAUAGCCAAACACACACACUUCUACACAAUGUUACUGAUACGUAAAAACACAUAUUCUGUGUGUAUGAGUACACAUAGGCCUACAGUUCAUCACCAUUAUUGGAUUACCCUAACCAGAUGCUAGCCUAUCAGUGAUAACCAUGUAUUUCCUCUUCAGGCCGCAGGAUAUCAUAGUCUUCGUCAUCGGAGGGGCCACCUAUGAGGAGGCGCUAGCAAUCUACAACCUGAACCGCAGCAUGCCUGGGGUUCGGAUCGUACUGGGCGGCACCACCAUCCACAACACCAAGAGGUCAGAAUCAUCAACCGCUCCUCGUGACCUAUUCAAAUUACAUCCAGACAUAGCCAUUAGACAUCCAUUAUUUGAUACCAGGUCAACACAUAUGAUAAAAAUGGCUUAACCCCCUAGGGUCAAUGUUCCCGCCCCGUGGAAAUCUAAUUAGCAUAAACCCCUGUCAAAAUCCAUAUUUUAAAGAUAGAGAUAUCUGUGUUUUGCAUGGGCUGCGUCUCAAUCCACUGCAUCCGCCAAUGGCGGCCUUCCACAUCUGCGGUGGAAGGUGGCCAAGCUACAGCUGUGUUUGUCAGACCAUGAGACAUCCCGAAAAUCGGUCUUCUCACGAAUACGUCUGUAGCGUCCGAACAGUUUGGCCUAACUAAUAUGACCACUCUAUGGACAGAUGAGACUCUCCCGAACAUGAUGGUGUUCUCCGUUUUCCUCUACGACCCCACAAGCGUCACGGGACUCGUCUGAAGUCGGUACAGCCAAUCUGUUAACGUCUGUCUGUAGCAUCCGAACAGUUUGGGCUACACACGAAUAUGACCCCUCUAUGGAAAGGUGAAACUUUCAUAAACAAGACUCAUCUGAAGGUAGCCCAGUACCAGUAAAACAUUUUUAUGGACGUAUAAACUGAGUGUACAGAACAUUAGGAACACCUUCCUAAUAUUGAGUUGCACCCCCUUUUGCCCUCAGAACAGCCUCAAUUCGUCGGGGCAUGGACUCUACAAGGUGUCAAUUGUUCCACAGGGAUGCUGGCCCAUGUUGACUCUGCCAGUGCUUCCCACAGAUGUGUCAAGUUGGCUGGAUGUCCUUUGGGUGGUGGACCAUUCUUGAUACACACGGGAAUCUGUUGAAAAUGAAAAACCCAGUAGCGUUGCAGUUCUUGACACAAACCGGUGCGCCUGAAACCUAAUGCCAUACCCUGUUCAAAGGCACUUUAAUCUUUUGUCUUGCCCAUUCACCCUCUGAAUGGCACACAUACACAAUCCAUGUCUCUUAAAAAUCCUUCUUUAACCUGUUUCCUCCCCUUCAUCUACACUGAUUGAAGUGGAUUUAAUAAGUGACAUCAAUAAGGGAUGAUAGCUUUCGCCUGGCUUCACCUGGUCAGUCUAUCCUAUUUGUAAGUCGCUCUGGAUAAGAGCGUCUGCUAAAUGACGUAAAUGUAAAUGUAAAUAUCAUGGAAAGAGCAGGUGUUCAUAAUGUUUUUUACACUCAGUGUAUAUGGAAGUAGUUUAGUGCCAAUUAUUUUGUUAAAUAUGGGUAAAAAAUAUUUAUAAUAAUUUCCUGAUCUUUCUUAUAUGUCUCAGAUAUAGGACAGACAAUUUAAAAUAAACGUCCUUUUGAUAAAACAUUUUACUAUAUUUGUUCCGAUGUAUACAUCUGUUAUUCAAUGCGUUUCUAUGGGCUAAUAGCAGUAAGGCCAAAGUCAAUGUUUCAUCAUAUAUAUAUAUAUAUAUAUAUAUAUAUAUAUAUAUAUAUAUAUAUAUAUAUAUAUAUAUAUAUAUAUAUAUAUUUUUUUUUUUUUUUUAAAUAUAUAUACCUAAAGGGGUCCUAAAAUUCAAAAUCAAAUAGCUAAAUUAUCCUUGGUAUGACCAUCUUAAAACAAUUCCAUAUUUUAGUUUAGUAGAAUUGAGUCCGGAUCUUUUAAGACUGAGGCCAAGAUACAGUGUAGAGAGACAGUGACAGGACUAAGACCAGUUUACAGCAAAUGUGAUCUCCGCAAACAUCAGGGAAAUUGCCAUUAAAGGUCAAUUGUUGAGUGCAGGCUAUUCAUCUGUGUUUGAUUAAAUUCUAACCUUACUCUAGGUUGGGGAAACAACCGUGGCAAAUUGUCAAGUGUUGUUUUGCAAUCGGCUUAGACGGCCACAGGUGUUUGGAAUCUUUGACUUGGUGGUCCUUAUUUGUUUUUUGUUCAGCUUAUCGCGCACACGCUCACUCACCAAAGCUCUCUCCCAUUCUUUCCCAUGCUUGCUAUGAUAAGGCCAUUUCCGAGAGACAAAUGUGAAUGACAUCAUCGUUCAUUAGUGGUCAUUCUGUCAGUUUCAUGCACAUGUUAAUAUGACCGAGCUUCUCCAGGACAUUUAGGCCUGGACACAGCCUACUGAAGCUCACAACAUAUCCAUUUGUCUGGCAUUACCAAUGUUGCAACUGAGGACAGAUGAUUUUUACGCACUUCAGCACUCGGCAGUCCCGUUCUGUGAGCUUGUGUUGCCUACGACUUCGCGGCUGAGCCGUUGUUGCUCAUAGACGUUUCCACUUCAAAAUAACAGCAUUUACAGUUGACCGGGGCAGCUCUAGCAGGGCAGAAAUUUGACGAACUGACUUGUUGGAAAGGUGGCAUCCUAUGACAGUGCCAUGUUUAAAGUCACUGAGCUCUUCAGUAAGGCCAUUCUACUGCCAAUGUUUGUCUAUGGAGAUUGCAUGGCUGUGUGCUCGAUUUUAUACACCUGUCAGCAACGGGUGUGGCUGAAAUAGCCGAAUCCACUAAUUUGAAGGGGUGUCCACAUACCUUUGUAUGUACAGUGUAGGUUAUAAGUAGGCCUUUUAUAAAAUAAAUAUUAUUAGCCUAUUGCUGUCAUUUAUUGGGGACUGUAGGCACUAGCCUUUCUUGGUAAUUGCUGCAAUAUAGCCUGUUCAAAACUUUUUGUGAAGGUUUAAAACAGUUCAUAAGUGUUUUGUUUCAUUCUGUUGAGCCAUUUUCUUUGGCCAAAUUAAGUUCCAACUGUAAUGUUGUGUUUGCCGUGAUAUAAUAUCCUGCUCAUGCUUGACUUUUGAUAUUACCCUAAUAAAGUUUAGAAACUUUUGUGAAGGUUUGGUGUGGUAUGGCUAUUAGCCUAUUAUACUGCAGGCCUAUGAUGUGAAGUCAGCGCUCCAACUGACUGACAGUUGAACUUGAGUUGAGGAAGAAUGUUUUAGGCCUACCAGAGUUACUCCUAUAAUCUAACAAUAUAAUGCUUAUCUUUAUUUAAAAAUAUUCUGAUAGAAAAAUAAUGAAUUAGCCUCCUUCUGUAAUAGCAGAUGCAGACGCCUAUCUGACAAGGAUAAAGAAAUGCAUGUUGGUGUCGUAGCAUAUCUCAAUCUCUCUCUCUCUCUGGGGCUAGGUCUAAGCCUAAGCUUCUCUUCCUUUCAUAUAUAUAUAUUUUUUAUAUUAAUAUCAUACAGUGGACGCCUAAGCCUAUAGGCCUGUGCAUGCAAUGCCCUGUUGCAUUUCAUUCUAAAAUCUCUGACAGCUGAACUGUGAGGUGGACAAUUAUUGUUUUAGGAAAGUAAAAUCCAAGAAAACAAUAAGCUAUAAAGUUUUGCAUAUGCUGUUUUUAAUGACAUGUAAAUGUCGCUCAUUUGGCCAAUAUCCCUGAUUUAUUGAUAGCACUGGCUGCAUGGGUGAACACACUAAUGCAGGGAUCAUCAACUCGAUUAAGACAAGGGCCAAUUUUCUUGAGCGGAUGGUCGGGAGGCCAGAACAUAAUUACAAAUCAUUUGUAGACUGCAAAUUGACUGUUUUUACAGUCUAUUAUGUCCAACAAUGAAAAAAAAAAUAUAUAUAUAUACAGUACCAGUCAAAAGUUUGGACACACCUACUCAUUCAAGGGUUUUUCAUCACCAGUGAUGGCCGAUGGGCUCGUGCCAAUAUCUCAUGAUAAGCUAUUUUGAAAAACAGUGCUGUUCGCUCAAAAGUUGAGAGAAAUUGUUUUAGCUUCUACAGACAGAUUACUCUUCUAUUUUCAGCAGUAGGCAUUUGCUUUCCAAACGGUAGGCCUACGCUUUUCUCGCGCUUUACACUGGGCCCCGUGUAGCUCAGUUGGUAGAGCAUGGCGUUUGCAACGCCAGGGUUGUGGGUUCGAUUCCCACGGGGGGCCAGUAUGAAAAAAUAAAAACUAAUUAAUUCUAAAUAAAAAGCUGAAAUGUCUUGAGUCAAUAAAGAUUUAACCCCUUUGUUAUGGCAAGCAUAAAAAAGUUCAGGACAAAAAAUUUGUUUAACAAGUCACAUAAGUUGCAUGGACUGAUUUUUUUUUUUUGACUACCUCAUCUCUAUACCCCACACAUACAAUUAUCUGCAAGGUCCCUCAGUCAGCAGUGAAUUUCAAACACAGAUUCAACCACAAAGACCAGGGAGGUUUUCCAUUGGCUCGCAAAGAAGGGCACCUAUUGGAAGAUGGGUAAACAUUUAAAAAAGCAGACAUUGAAUAUCCCUUUGAGCAUGUUGAAGUUACUAAUUACACUUUGGAUGGUGUAUCAAUAUACCCAGUCACUACAAAGAUACAGGUGUCCUUCCUAACUCAGUUGCCGGAGAGGCAGGAAACCACUCAGGGAUUUCACCAUGAAGCCAAUGGUGACUUUAAAAAAGUUACAGAGUUUAAUGGCUGUGAUAGGAGAAAACUGAGGAUGGAUCAACAACAUUUUAGUUACUCCACAAUACUAACCUAAUUGACGGAGUGAAAAGAAGGAAGCCUGUACAGAAUAAAAAAUAUUCCAAAACAUGCAUCCUGUUUGCAACAAGGCACUAAAGUAAAACUGCAAAAAAUGUGGCAAAGCAAUUCACUUUUUGUCCUGAAUACAAAGUUUUAUAUUUGGGGCAAAUUCAAUACAACACAUUACUGAGUACCGCUCUCCAUAUUUUCAAGCAUAGUGUUGGCUGCAUCAUGUUAUGGGUAUGCUUGUAAUCGUCAAGGACCGGGGAAUUUUUCAAGAUAAAAAAACUAAACAGAAUGGAGCUAAUCACAGGCAAAAUCCUAGAGGAAAACCUGGUUCAGUCUGCUUUCCACCAGACACUGGGAGAUUAAUUCACCUUUCAGCAGGACAAUAACCUAAAACACAAGACCAAAUCUACACUGGAGAUGCAUACCAAGACGACAUUGAUUGUCCCUGAGUGGCCGAGUUACAGUUUUGACUUAAAUCAUCUUGAAAGUCUAUGGCAAGACCUGAAAAUGGUUGUCUAGCAAUGAUCAACAACCAACUUGACAGAGCUUGAAGAAUUUUGAAAAGAAUAAUGGGCAAAUGUUUCACAAUCCAGGUGUGGAAAGCUCUUAGAGACUUACCCAGAAAGACUCACAUCUGUAAUUGCUGCCAAAGGUGCUUCUACAAAGUAUUGACUCAGGGGUGUGAAUACUUAUGUAAAUGUAAUAUCUCUGUAUUUCAUUUUCAAUACAUUUGGAACAUUAAGCUAGCCAAGACCAACAACACAAACAAUCAGACUAUACAGCUCCAAGUAGUGAGUGGAGUUACAAAUGGACUAUAGCCUACUAAAUAAGUUAAAUGUCUUACCUGUGAUUAAAUGUUUUCCACACACAUAGCUACGUGUAGCCUACUUAGACAACAGGUCUCCACAUUUCUCACGCCGAAUAGCCUGAAGCCACUGUGCGCUUCUCUCAGGCUCUAUUUCCCUACGUGGGAGCAUUGCGAACCGUAGGUCGGGAUUUCUGAGCUGGUUACAUGUACAUUGAACAACACAGCAGCUUUUUUUUAAACAUAUUUUGUUAUUUCUGUUUAACAAAAAAUCGACAACGAGGUUGGAAAAUAAUGUUUGCUUUCCCUAAUUUGUGGGCGUGGUCGAGGGGAAUUCCUUCUUAUGAUGUGAAUAUCGACUCUCAGUGUUCUGUUCUGUAUAUACAGUGUAGGCCACAUUUGUAUUACAUUUUUCUGAAAUGACUUCACUAAUGUUAGUGAAGUCGACUAAAGAGUAAUUCAGCUUGCAUACCUUCCUCUUUUGAACCUUAGUUGUUCUUUGUGUUGAUUUGUGUUGUGUGAAGAUGAAAAAGCAAUUCUUGCUUGACUCCCUCUCUGUCUCUCUCUGUCUAUUUCUCUCUUUCUGUCUGUUUGCUGAAUGAAGAUUCUCUCUCUCAGCCUCUCCCCCUCUCCCUUCACCUCUCCUGCAACAUGAUCUCUCUCUUUCCCUCUAUCUCUCUUUCUUUCUUUAUCUCUCUGUCUGACUGACUGUGUUGGCUGAAUAAAUAAUUGUUUCUUUCUAUCUAUCUAUCUUUCUCUCUCUCAGGCUGAGCUGAAUAGAACAUUGUGUGAUUACAUAACACAGGAGAUGGUGCUCAGGAGAUGCGUCAGCGCUCUUUUUGUGAUGCCCCUUCUGACACUCCUGUGUGGGAUCACCCCUCUUCUCUUUAAUCACGGGGUCUGGACACACACACACCCACACACACACACACAGAUGUCAAACCAUACAUUUCUCUCCCGGUUAUAUGACAACUUAGUGCUCCUCGUCAAUGUUUUAUGAAAUUACAACCUGAGCAGGCUGAGAUUGACCAGGUCUUACAUGAGAAGUGAUUUAGCCAAGAGAGACCAACGGUCCCUGUUUGCAGUGCUGUUACAUCACCCGGGUUGCUAAGCGGCACCUACAGUGCACAAAGUAUUCAGACCCCUGGACUUUUUCCACAUUUUGUUACGUUACAGCCUUAUUCUAAAAUGGAUUAAAUAAACAAAAAUCUUCAUCAAUCUACACACAAUACCCCAUAAUGACAAAGUUAAAACAGGUUUUCAGAAAUGUUUGCAAAUAUAUAAAAAAUUAAAAACAGAAAUACCUUAUUUACAUAAGUAUUCAGACCCUUUGCUAUGAGAUUCGAAAUUGAGCUCAGGUGCUUCCUGUUUCCAUUGAUCAUCCUUGAGAUGUUUCUACAACUUGAUUGGAGUCCACCUGUGGUAAAUUCAAUUGUUUGGACAUGAUUUGGAAAGGCACACACCUGUCUAUAUAAGGUCCCACAGUUGACAGUGCAUGUUAGAGCAAAAACCAAGGCUUGAGGUCGAAGGAAUUGUCCAUGGAGCUCUGAGACAGGAUUGUGUCGAGGCACAGAUCUGGGGAAGGGUACCAAAAAAUGUCUGCAGCAUUGAAGGUCCCCAAGAACAGUGGCCUCCAUCAUUCUUAAAUGGAAGACGUUUGGAACCACCAAGACUCUUCCUAGAGCUGGCCACCCGGCCAAACUGAGCAAUCGGCGGAGAAGGGCCUUGGUCAGCGAGGUUACCAAGAACCUGAUGGUCACUCUGACAGAGCUCCAGAGUUCCUUUGUGGAGAUGGGAGAACCUUCCAGAAGGACAACCAUCUCUGCAGCACUCCACCAAUCAGGCCUUUAUGGUAGAGUGGCCAGACGGAAGCCACUCCUCAGUAAAAGGCACAUGACAGCUCACUUGGAGUUUGCCAAAAGGCACCUAAAGACUCUCAGACCAUGAGAAACAAGAUUCUCUGAUCUGAUGAAACCAAGAUUGAACUCUUUGGCUUGAAUGCCAAGCGUCACGUUUGGAGGAAACCUGGCAUGUUUGGAGGAAACCUACGGUGAAGCAUGGUUGUGGCAGCAUCAUGCUGUGGGGAUGUUUUUCAGCGGCAGGGACUGGGAGACUAGUCAUGAUCGAGAGAAAGAUGAACGGAGCAAAGUAUAGAGAGAUCUUUGAUGAAAACCUGCUCCAGAGCGCUCAGGACCUCAGACUGGGGCGAAGGUUCACCUCCAACAGGACAACGACCCUAAGCACACAGCCAAGACAACACAGGAGUGACUUCGGGACAAGUCUCUGAAUGUCCUUGAGUGGCCCAGCCAGAGCCCAGACUUGAACCCGAUCACUGCCAAAGGUGCUUCAUCAAAGUACUGAGUAAAGGGUCAGAAUACUUAUGUAAAUGUAAUAUUUCAGUCGUUUUUUUUUGUUGUGCAAAAAUGUCUAAAAACCUGUUUUUGCUUUAUCAUUAUGGGGCAUUUUGUGUAGAUUGCUGAGGGGAAAAAUCAAUUUAAUCAAUUUUAGAAUAAGGCUGUAACGUUACAAAAUGUGAAAAAGCUCAAGGGUUCUGAAUACUUUCCGAAUGCGCUGUAUGUGCUGAGUGAUGAUACUCCUUGGCCACGUCUUUGACAUUUAUAGUGGAGCGCUUGCUGAUGCAACUCAGAUGAAGUGUCUCUCGCACUGGGUUCUGUAACACCAUCUUACACUUUCUACCUCUGGGAAUUGAACUUGCAACCGUCUUCUCUGGUCCUGAGGCGUUUCAUGUUGUACUGCAGCACUCACUGUUGUGCUGUUAAAGGUAAUGGGUGCACCUGUGUUGUGAGGUUUAUUUUUAAGCAUGCCGUUGCUGUCCCAUGCUAGUGAAAUGCUGAUUCUCGCUAUAUGUGAGUUGUUUACAUUUUAGUGUCUUGAUGUUGUGUCUGUCACAAGCAGGCUUGUUUAUAUAAGCUGAUGUUGACAUGCUCAUUUUUCAGUUCUAUGGUGCUAGCUGUAUUUUCAUUGUUAAGUUUUCCAAGAUUCAAAAUUCUGCCAGUUUAUAGUUUAGCUCUUAGGGCAGAUUCUAGGUAUCCUAGAUAGAUGCCAUCUAGAUGCCAUCUCCUGCCGAUGUGACAUUGAGUAAGGCACUUAACCCAUAGGUUGAAGAGGGGGUCAGGGCAAGGUGUUGCCCUCCUGCCUGGCUGACCCUGGCUUCCAACUCUUCUGGGUGUUUGUCUGUUGCUUGGGAGGUUGGGUUAAAGCGAAAAAAGCUUGAUCUGAAAAUAACUAUGCACAUUGAAGUACUUUUCUUCUUCUAACAUCUACUUGCACAUGAUUUAGCCACACAAAGACACAGUAAACCCCCUUGGGGGAUUUGUCCAGGCCACCCUGUACUGCUGUGUGCUGCCUCAGUGGGCCAAAAGCUGGAGAUAUAUGCCUACCAAUGAUGUACCACUACCAUUGUCACCGCAGGGGUUGGUAUCUCCCUUUGAAACCAGGAUUGGUAUUGAACUCUAAUAUGGCUGAUUGAAUGAGACCCUAUCAGGGCAGCUUUGUUUCGCAAAGCAGUUUUUGACCUGAGGGUUGUAGGUUCAAUACCAUGUUGCUCUCUUGUGCCUUUUGAACUUUAACCUCAGGAUUAUUAUAAUAUUUUAUUUUUUUGUGUAGUUGGGUGGAUAGUAGGCUAUCUGACCUAGGACCUAGACCAUGUGUUUAAUCACUCAUUGAUAUAGGCUAGUCACCCAGAGCAGGCUGCGUGAAUGGAAACCCUCUAAAAACAGAUGAGCAUGAACAUCGGCAAAUGUCACACUGGUAUCGCUGAUAUAUCACUACAAUACUUUGUAAUUACUGCUCUAUCAAAAGUCAAAAUGACGUUCUUUCCUUGGCAGAGGACUGUAAGAGAGACAAGACGGCUGCUCUUUAGAACCUUGCCUUUCAGAGUGAAAGGAAGCCUAAAUGUCUCUCAUGUCGUUUGCAAUGACACCUUGAAAUGUCUUUGCUUGAUCAACUAACAGAAAUAGGUAUUUUGACAUUUCUCUAGUGGGUCUCUUUUAUUUUUCUAUGUCUCAGCCCUAUCCUUGCUUUAUAGACCGGAACCCUAGUGACAUACACUGACACAAUUAUUGUGUAGGGGUGUGUGUAUAUCAUAGAGCUGGAACUGAGGUAAUCGUGUCUGUCACGUGGGCUUCUGUUUUCAGAUGAAAAUGUAUUUUGUGAGUCACAGAGAUGUUGAUGUACCGGUAGUACUGCUCAUGCUUCUCUCAGCUCGUGAGGAACUAACGGAAUGAUAUGAUGUCCCUUUUCUGCCCUCUCUCACAGCUUCCUGGAGGAAGUGACAUUGACGGCGGGUGCAGGCCAGGCCGAGAGGGUGCAGAGGGCGGGUGGUCAUCCCAACAGACGCUGAAUGUUUGUUGUCACACACACACACACCACAGACUCUCACUAUACCUUGUGUCCGUUCCUUAUUGGUAUCAGUAGCACAUGCUUUAAUUCAUGGAUGCGUCCCUAAAAACAUUCCGGUGCUCUCAGCUGUCACCACCACACAGCUGGACUCUUUAUCGACCCCUUAAAAACUUGUUGUAACUGGGUCAAUUGACUCCAUACAAAUGAAUAUGUAACCCAAUUAGACAGCCAGGUUACCUAACCCUGGGCACCAAAGCAAUCUGUUCCCCACUUAACUAGGUUACCCAGUGAUUGAUUUGUGACUGAACGGAGCACAACACUCUCAAUGUUAGUGUCCAACAUUUGAACCUAUUGCAACGUCACAUUUCCCCUUAAAUUGAAUUAAGUGGAAAACUCCAGUCUGCUCUUAUAUUAGACCCUUAUUUAAUUCCUGAAAACAGAGGUGGCACAAAGACUUUUGAGUCUUGUUUAUCUUAAAAGUUAAUAUAUGGUCCCAAAAAUGCAAAACAUUUCUCUCUAAGAUUACAUUAUGUACAGUGUAUGUUUUUCUUCCUUGCCUAUGUACAUUUCCCAUUGCUAUAUACAUGUCGUCCAAACCUACUGAAUUUGAAAUGACUGUGAAUAUUGUAAGGAAAAUACCAAUAAAGAGUGAAA
Coregonus sp. 'balchen' is the source of this 22963-nucleotide messenger RNA. The record is from the annotation of a GenBank genome assembly. NCBI's taxonomy places the organism in Eukaryota, Metazoa, Chordata, Actinopteri, Salmoniformes, Salmonidae.